GUUUUCUUGCUGUUUUGCUUUAGUUCCUUUGGUAUUAUUAUUAUUAUUAUUGUUUUAUUUUGAAAGAAUGGGGUUCCACGUUACUCUUUUCCUUGAUCAUUAAAUUGUGUUGGCUGAAGCUGAUUCCAGCGAUGGUUUAGGUUGAACUGUAGUCAGGUGAUAAAGAACUCUGCUCAAGAAUCUAAGCUGGUUCUUUACUAAAUUAAUUCAAUUUAGAGGGAACAGGACCAGUUCAUUAGAGGAAAAAGAAAAACCCCAACGUUUUACCAUUUCUCCCUACGGAAAAGAAAUGGAGAAAUUAAAUGGGAAAAAAAAAAGAAGAAGAAGAAGAAAAGAGCAAGAUUCUACAGUUAAUUGGCUUGAGGACAUCUUUGAGUCUAUGGGCCAAUUUGUUGAUGGGUUAAAGUUUGCUGGAGGAUCUGACAGCCUAUUAUCAAAAGCGUAUAUCAAGGAAAUAACUAACAUAGCCCACCAGCACAAUGUCUAUGUUAGCACUGGUGACUGGUCGGAACAUUUACUUCGGAAAGGACCAUCUGCAUUUAAGGAUCACAUUGAGGAAUGCAAGCAGCUUGGAUUUGACACCAUAGAGCUCGAUGUUGGAUCAAUGGAAUUUCCUGAAGAAACUCUACUGAGAUAUGUGCGGCUUAUAAAAAACUGUGGACUUCGGGCCAAGCCUCAAUUUGCUGUCAAGUUUAAUAAGUCUGAUAUACCUGUCAAUCAAGAUAGAGCAUUUGGGGCAUAUGUGGUACCUAAACCUCGAAGCUCUGAAUUUGUCGAGGAUGUGAAUUUUUUGAUUAGAAGAGCUGAAAGGUGCUUAGAAGCCGGAGCUGACAUGAUAAUGAUCGAUGCUGCUGAUGUCUGCCAACAGGCUGAUUCUGUUCGGGCUGAUAUCAUCGCUAAGAUAAUUGGACGUCUGGGGAUUGAGAAAACCAUGUUUGAAGCGUCAAAUCCCCAGACAUCCGAGUGGUUCGUUAAGCAAUAUGGUCCAAAGGUAAACCUUUUUGUGGAUCACUCGCAACUCAUGGAUUUGGAAUGUCUUCGAGGUCGCAACCUGGGGAAGAAUCACAGAUCUGUACUUGGUUCGUCUUACUUCUUAUUUUAAUGAAAUUGGAAUACUGGUGUAGAUUCAUGUAUUGGGAACUACCAAGUACCGCAAUGUUGUAGUGCCACCAAGCCUCCCUAUUUCUAUUUUGUACCAAACUCUUAUGUGAAUUUGUUCUUGUGUGAUGGUGGUAUUCGAACUUCAUUUAUUUUGUGCUUGCUGUCUUGGUUGCGACAUAUGUGAUCACUAUACUAUUUUCUGUUUUUUUUUUUUUUUAAUUUUCUCGGUGUAAUUUGUCUUGGUUCAUUGCCUAAAUACAUAACUAAGACAGCUAUUUAUGUGAUUUUGAUACGUGAACUGAAUCCAUGUAUGUCUUGGGUGCUAGCAGAGUGGUUUGUGGUCCAGUUCUUAUAGCUCAAUAUGAUUUGCAGGAAAAGAUUCCUUGAAUUAUGUUCAUUGCAAUAGCUUGAGUGUCCAUCAGCAAAUAAAUACCCACCUUUUCCUUCC
Molecule: messenger RNA, 1549 nt
Organism: Oldenlandia corymbosa var. corymbosa
Lineage: Eukaryota; Viridiplantae; Streptophyta; Magnoliopsida; Gentianales; Rubiaceae
Source: the annotation of a GenBank genome assembly